AUAGGUGGCAGUGUGCACCCUAAAGUGGAUGUACAAGUCUCCAGGCAACACGGAGUAGAAGAAGAAGAAUAACAAGAUGGCGGAACGAGGCUAUAGUUUCUCCCUCACCACAUUUAGCCCCUCAGGUAAACUGGUCCAGAUUGAGUAUGCCCUGGCAGCUGUUGCAGCCGGAGCUCCCUCAGUGGGCAUCAAAGCUUCCAAUGGAGUUGUCUUGGCAACAGAGAAGAAACAAAAGUCCAUUCUGUAUGAUGAGCAGAGUGUCCAUAAAGUGGAGCCCAUCACUAAACACAUAGGCAUGGUCUACAGUGGCAUGGGUCCUGACUACAGGGUUUUGGUGAGACGAGCCCGGAAGUUGGCACAACAGUACUUCCUGGUUUACCAGGAGCCAAUCCCUACAGGCCAGCUCGUCCAGAGAGUGGCCUCUGUAAUGCAGGAGUACACACAGUCCGGUGGGGUGCGUCCGUUUGGUGUUUCAUUGCUGAUUGCUGGAUGGGAUGAAGACCAACCCUACCUGUUCCAGUCAGACCCCUCUGGUGCAUAUUUUGCAUGGAAAGCCACAGCCAUGGGCAAGAACUACGUUAAUGGAAAAACAUUCCUUGAAAAAAGGUAUAACAACGAUCUGGAGUUGGAGGAUGCCAUCCACACAGCCAUCCUGACAUUGAAGGAGAGUUUUGAGGGUCAGAUGACAGAAGAAAACAUUGAGGUGGGGAUCUGCAACGAGGCCGGCUUCAAAAGACUCACCCCAGCGGAGGUGAAGGACUACCUGGCAGCCAUUGCGUGAACACCCCCUCCCUGGUGACGGGGCUCUCUGGCCACAUUUCAUGACAUAAAAGCACAGUAGCCAACUGUCUCAUGACACAUUAUUUUAAACCACAGCUAUUUGCAUAGUUUGACCCCAUUGAGGAAUGACCAAACUGUUUCUUCCCUGAAAAUAUAAGACAACCGACGCUUAACUGCCCUAUACACCAAACUAAAAAUGUGAGUUGGCAGAAUUAGGUAGCCUCUUUUGCAUUAUGCCCAGACCCUUUUUACUUUGUAACAGCACUUGUGUGUGCAGCUCUUCAGGCUAUUCGCAACGGCAUUGACUGAACAUCAGUGACUCUGCGAAAUGGCAAAUUAAUGUUAUCACAGAACUAAUUGGCGUUAUGCCUAUACUGGUACUGUGAAAUGUGACAGUUGGCUCCUGUGUAUAUGAAAAGGAAAGUGGGCUCUGAUGUGUGAAAUCUCAAGUUUCCAUUGAAUUCUUACAUUUUCUUAUACUUAUGUCAUUACUGUUGCAAAGGCAAUUCCAUCAGUUUCAAAUCAAGCAGUGUUUCUGUGUCAUUGCUCAGAAUUAAAAUGUUUGUAACCAUUGUGAAAAAUGGUCUGUUGGUGAACAAAAAGGACAAAUAUGAAAAUGAUAACGAGGGCUGUUUAUGAAAUCUCAUCUCGAGUUAUUCCUUUUAUUCACCGGACUGCACCUAAUUAGAAUCCCUGAAACACCAGAAACAAGGAUCAGUAAAGGAGGAAGGGUGCAGAUUUUACAGUUAGGAUCUGGUUGCCUGUACAGCAGUUUUACACAAUGAUUUUUUUUCAGGCUAGAAACAAUUCUAGAGUUUGUAUUUUUUUCUUCUGGUAUCUGUCGCUUAUACAAAUAAAAGACAUUCGUUAAUGUUUA
Eleginops maclovinus (Patagonian blennie) is the source of this 1657-nucleotide messenger RNA. It is a transcript of the gene psma2a, whose product is annotated as proteasome 20S subunit alpha 2a. Gene Ontology annotation, biological process: ubiquitin-dependent protein catabolic process; proteasomal protein catabolic process. Gene Ontology annotation, cellular component: proteasome core complex, alpha-subunit complex; proteasome core complex. Bases 77 to 781 code for a protein of 234 amino acids. The transcript has 8 exons. The record is from RefSeq and is a predicted model, not a curated record. NCBI's taxonomy places the organism in Eukaryota, Metazoa, Chordata, Actinopteri, Perciformes, Eleginopidae.